Molecule: messenger RNA, 1187 nt
Organism: Carlito syrichta (Philippine tarsier)
Lineage: Eukaryota; Metazoa; Chordata; Mammalia; Primates; Tarsiidae
Product: myotubularin-related protein 9
Exons: 8
Coding region: 75-1187 (370 amino acids)
Biological process (GO): negative regulation of autophagy
Source: RefSeq, a predicted model, not a curated record
GAUUUGUGGGAUCACUGGGUACCAUCAUCAUAAAAUGUAAAGAUUUUAGAAUUAUUCAGUUGGAUAUUCCCGGAAUGGAGGAAUGUUUGAAUAUAGCCAGUUCCAUUGAGGCAUUGUCUACCCUGGACUCCGUCACUCUGAUGUACCCUUUCUUUUACCGGCCCAUGUUCGAGGUGAUAGAAGAUGGCUGGCAUUCUUUCCUUCCUGAGCAAGAGUUUGAACUCUAUUCCUCAGCUACCGGUGAAUGGAGGCUAAGCUACGUCAAUAAGGAAUUUGCUGUCUGUCCUUCUUACCCACCAAUUGUCAUAGUGCCCAAAUCCAUUGACGACGAAGCUCUUCGGAAGGUAGCAACCUUUCGACACGGAGGGCGCUUCCCGGUACUAAGCUAUUAUCAUCAAAAAAACGGAAUGGUAAUUAUGCGAAGUGGUCAGCCACUCACUGGCACAAAUGGGAGGAGGUGCAAGGAAGAUGAGAAGCUGAUAAACGCCACCCUCCGGGCAGGAAAGCGGGGCUACAUCAUUGACACUCGAUCCCUCAAUGUGGCUCAGCAGGCUAGAGCCAAAGGAGGUGGCUUUGAACAAGAAGCUCCUUAUCCCCAAUGGAGACGAAUCCACAAGUCCAUUGAGAGAUACCACAUUCUUCAGGAGAGCCUCAUCAAACUUGUGGAAGCUUGUAAUGACCAAACACACAACAUGGACCGAUGGCUGAGUAAGCUGGAGUCCUGUAACUGGCUGACCCACAUCAAAGAGAUUCUGACAACUGCCUGCCUAGCGGCUCAGUGUAUCGACAGGGAAGGAGCAUCCAUAUUGAUUCACGGAACAGAAGGAACCGACUCCACACUUCAGGUGACCUCACUGGCCCAGAUCAUCUUGGAACCAAGGAGCAGGACCAUCCGUGGCUUCGAGGCCCUGAUAGAAAGAGAGUGGCUGCAGGCUGGCCACCCGUUCCAGCAGCGCUGUGCUCAGUCGGCCUACUGCAACGCCAAGCAGAAGUGGGAGGCACCUGUGUUUCUUCUCUUCUUGGACUGCGUGUGGCAGAUCCUUCGGCAGUUCCCAUGUUCUUUUGAGUUUAAUGAGAACUUUCUCAUCAUGCUCUUUGAGCACGCGUACGCCUCACAGUUUGGAACAUUUCUAGGCAACAAUGAAAGUGAAAGAGUGAGACUCCAACUCAAAAAAAAAAGAAGAUAA